CAAAUGAUGGCUAGCGGUUGCACGCAGGAUUUAUUUAGUAGGCUAAACUCAAAAGUUGGAUUUUUUAAAAGUUAUAGACAUGCUACACGCAAUUCAAUAUAUUUAAUUGACGAUUUCAACUUAAUUUGUUUGUCAUGGGCAAUUAUAGGCCUACCAUUAAUUGAAAACAAAUAUUCGAACAUUUUUUUAAAUCUGUAGGAGAGGGUAGUCUACGCUUCUAUUUUAUUGUACUGUUUAUAGGCUACUCGCGGCUUGUUGUCAGGUAGGCCUACUGUCAAUAAUAUGAGCUACUGUGCCUUUAAGACUGUAAGGUGUGGCUGAAUAUAGAGAAAGUAUCCGGAACAACCUGUGUAACAGAAACAGGUGUGGGAAGUAAUCACUCUCGAUAAAUGCAUGGAACCUUGUGCGCCCUGUAAGUGCCUAUGUGUUAAACUGCCUGUUGACGAUUUUUCUUUUUUGUUUCGAUCCACGGUAAUUCGCAAUCUCUGCACGUCAAAUAAAGUGAAUUCCGUGUAAAAUGUGUGGCCUGCUGCGGUGGCCAUACGUUGGGUGGGUUAGUCAAAAGUAUUCCUAGGUAUUACCUUUUGUCACACUCGUGUUUGUGCUGAUCUGCUGGGGUGAAGCUGUAGGUCUAGCUGUAACCAUGGGAAGGUCAGUGAGCCUUUUCCUGUUGCUCGCCGCACACCUGACAGGUGUGGCAAUUGGACAGACUUUGGAAAAGAUCGUGGGAACGCUUGGUGACACGGUUUCCCUGCCAUGCCACGGCAUUCCGAGCAACGGAACUCUGCCUGUGGUGCAGUGGCUGAAGGAUGGAGGAAUUGCUGCAAGUCGGAAUCUUUCUUCGGUCCUCAGUCCUUCUGGGAAUAUGCACUUUUCCAUAUCAGACCAAGGAAACCUGACUAUCACUGGGCUGUUAUUAUCAGACGAGGGAAUUUACCGCUGCUGUGAUUACGUGCUGAAUCGCACUACGGAGAAGCAAACCCACAUUCAGCUACUUAUUGUCAGUGGCCCAACCGACGUGUCGACAGACGUAAAACCUGCUGCUGCUCUUCCCAAUGGGACACUUUUUGUCCAAAAGGACUCCACCAUUUCAUUCAACUGCUCAAGCGAGUCAUAUCCAUCCCAAGUCCUGUCCUGGGUUUUUCAGGGUAGCCUCCUGUCUUCGGGAAACAAAUCCUCACUGGAGUUCAGCAUCCCCAGCAUCCAGCCCACCAAUCAGGGAAUGUACAGCUGCAUAUCCCAGAAUGCACUUUCAAAUCAGACAGCCAGCAAGAGCACCUCACUGCUAGUGUACUAUGCUCCUGACCGGCACCCAGAGUGCUACUGUAAUGCAGGAAAUGACUCCUUGCAGCUUCUGCUGCACUGUAGCUGGCCUGGAAGCUACCCUUUACCCAUGUUGCACUGGGAGGCACAGCUAGACGCCCGUGGGACCAAACAGUCUAUACUCAAUGUCUCUGUGACAGCAGAGAGUUUGGAGGUGACCCUGAACAGGUCCCAGUUGUACAAUGGCCAAACCGUGGAGUGCAAAGCACACAACCAGGUGCUUAACUCUGAAGCAAAGUUCUGCUCCAUCACUCUGCGGGCUCCCUUUCCUCAGGGGGACCCCAUGGUUACUGUGGUGGAAGGGAGAAACGUCACACUGACGUGCUCGGAGUCCAGCUCACUCCCCCCAGCCAAAACCACGUGGCGAAGAAAAAUCAGCCAAGAGGAAAUCGUCCCGGGCACCAAGUAUGUCGUCUCCGAGCUGGGCCCCGCGUUCAGCCUCCAGAUCGUUAACGUCACCAAAGAGGACGAAGGCCCGUACUUCUGCAGGAGCGAGAACCCCCUCAUGGUGCAGGAGCUGGAAGUCUACCUGACUGUUAAGUCUUCUGAAUCAUAUGCUGGAGGGGUUGUUGGGGCAUUCAUUGCUGCUUUAAUAAUUGGGAUUGGGAUUGCUAUUGGCACGUCAGCGUACCAUAACCGUGACAGAAUUUGCCUUGGUGGUGACUUUGGGUGAGUAUAUCAGGGUCAUAAAUUCUACAAGCUAACUCCAACUGCACUGUGCAUAUUUAAAGUUCACUUACAUGGAGACUUCCACAUCCCAUUCACUAAAAUAUCACAGAGGUAAAUGUUUCAAGUACAAUAUGAAAUAAGAUCACCAGGAUACAAGACGACAAUUUAUGGAUAUUGCAUCAGAAACAGUAUUUCAAAUCCCCUUAAAAUGUCAGAACCAAAUGAGAUUAAUCAAGUUACCAUUCUUACGCUCCAAAACAAAAGAAUCAUCGUAAAUGGUCAAUU
Anguilla rostrata (American eel) is the source of this 2277-nucleotide messenger RNA. RefSeq names its product V-set and immunoglobulin domain containing 10 (gene vsig10). The transcript is spliced from 7 exons. Bases 644 to 1996 code for a protein of 450 amino acids. Lineage: Eukaryota; Metazoa; Chordata; Actinopteri; Anguilliformes; Anguillidae. Gene Ontology annotation, molecular function: cell adhesion molecule binding. Gene Ontology annotation, biological process: cell-cell adhesion. Gene Ontology annotation, cellular component: plasma membrane; cell-cell junction. The record is from RefSeq and is a predicted model, not a curated record.